Messenger RNA from Thelazia callipaeda (thelaziosis nematode), 429 nucleotides. NCBI's taxonomy places the organism in Eukaryota, Metazoa, Nematoda, Chromadorea, Rhabditida, Thelaziidae. The record is from the annotation of a GenBank genome assembly.
AACACAAAUUAUCAAAAAAUGUCUCACCGUACAACUGCUGGUGGCAUUGGUUUUGCUGUUAUGCAAAAGCAAGCGUCAAAAUUUAAUCCUGAAGAAGCUGAAGGAUUAUUAGAAUGGAUUAAAAAGUUGAGUGGAGAAAAUAUUUCAACAGAAGGAUCAGCAGAAAACUUUUCAAAAUUGUUGAAAGAUGGAACACUACUUUGCAAAUUUGCCAAUAACAUCGAGCCACAAGCAAUCAAAAAGAUUCAAAAGCCAAUAUCUAACUUUGCUUGCCUGGAGAAUAUCAAUGCAUUUGUGAAUUGGGCAAAAAAAAUGGGUGUUCCAACAGAAGAAACUUUUCAAUCAGUUGACCUUUUCGAAGGUCGUGACCUUUUCUCAGUAUGCGUCACCCUUCUAUCACUUGGCAGAAAGGUUUGCUCACUUCAAUAA